CCCGGCCCGCUGCCCGCUGCCGGACAGGAAUGCACGGGGCAGCUUUGGGAGCGAAGUUCUGGAGUGUAACUCUUGCCCCGAACUGAUGGGCUGAACAGCACGGAGAGACCCUGGGCCCCUGAGGAAGCUGCUGGGAGCGCGAUUCGACGCGGAGGACGAUGAGAUCCCCCAAGACUACAAGUCCCAACGUGCAGUACUGCUCCUGCGGUUGUGUAACCCUGACCCGGGGGUGGUGGGGGGCAGCCACGGCUCCUCUCCCACGCAGGCCAGGGCCAGAGCCGUACCCGGGCAGUUCUCUCUGCAGAAGAUAUGCCAUGGCACUGUCCAACAACCACAUCUGUCCUGUCCACAACUGGAGUUACAACCAGUCGUGUGACAUGGAUGGCCCCAGCUCCUGCUGCACACUGGAUCACAUCCCCCUCGUCAGCAAGUGUGGCACCCUGCCUCCUGAGAGCUGCUUCUUCAGCCUCAUCUGCAGCCUGGGCUCCUUCAUGGUCAUCCUGGUGGGACUGCUGCGCUACGCCCACCUCCUGGAGCGCCUGGGGCCAUCCCUCCUCAACACCCUGGGGCUGGCCACUGGCUGGGUCUGCGCUGCUGGCCUCACCAUGGUUGGCAACUUUCAGGUGGAUCAUGCCAAGGUGCUACACUACAUUGGGGCGGGGGUGGCCUUUCCCACCAGCAUGCUGUUCCUGCUCCUGCAGUCCAUCCUCACCUACCGCAUGGCCAAAACCCGAGCGCAGUACUGGACCGGCCACCUACGUAGCAUCCUCACCAUUGUGGCCUUCUUCACCCUCGUCUUCAGUGGGGUGUUCUUCAUCCAGGAGAGCUUUGUGCUACAGCAUGUGGCUGCCUUGUGUGAGUGGAUGUUCAUCAUUGAUGUCCUGGUUUUCUACGGCACAUUCACCUUUGAGUUUGGGGCCAUCUCCACAGACACCUUCCUGGUCCUGCUGAAAGCCAGCCGGGCCCCCAAAAGUUACAAAGGCGAGAGCAGCCUGUCCAGUACAGCCCACAUCCACAGCCACGUGGAGGGCCUGGCUAUGGCCUGACCCCCACAGGAGGCAGCCCACAGUGGAGACCCCAAGCUGGGCUUUGACAGUGACUCCCCACCUUGAAUAUCUCUGAAAACCCCGCUGUCGUGUGUGUGUGUGUGUGUGUGUGUGUGUGUGUGUGUGUGUGUGUGUGUGUGUGUUUAUGUUUCUGUGUGUACACGUGGGCCUGCGGUGCCUUCCACUCUCAGCAGGAACUGUGAGGGGGCAGCACUUCUCUGGCAGCUGCUGCCCCUACAAGAGCUGUCCCCUCCCUGCCCACAGGGUUUGGGGUCACUCCUAUGGUGUGGGGAUGCCAACCUGGUGCUAUCAGCAGAGCCAGGAUCUGCCCCUGAGCUGCUGGGAUAACCUGGUCUGAGUCGGGCUGCUGAAGGCAAUCAUGCAGAGGCUUCCUGCUGCAAGGGAUGUGGGGGAACGGGGGGCUCACCCUCCCCUCACCACACAAGCCUGGUGUGCUGGAAGGGGACAAGAUCGCUCUUUCCUCCUCGACAGGGGUACGGUUCAGCUGAGCAAGCCUUCCAGCUGGCUACUGUGACUGUCAGAGGAGCCAAAAACACUGGGGUGCCCUUUCCCUUCCUUGGGAAGUGACUGCACUGCCAGUCUCCCUGCAAACCCCAGUCAGGAUGGCAGCAGGGUGUCUCUCCCUGCCUGCCCUCCCAGGUGUCUCGCUCUGCUGCAGGAUGACACCAGCAGUCAGUCCCAGCUGGACUGUGCUGACCCCCCACACCAGGGCUCUCACUGUUUAGGGCCUUCUAUGCCAUCAGUCAGUGACUCUCCCCACAUUUUUUCAGCUUUGAGAAUUGUUGAGGCAGGUUUCACCUCCCUGGUCACAGCAUUCCUCUGCUUCCAGCUAGUUUGGGAAAUGAGUCUCCAAAUUUCCCUUCAUACGGGGGAUGUCCUGCAGGCACUUUGCCUGCAGAGCAGUGGACUUCUGCUCUGUGCCACUACCAGCCGCAGCUGUCCCAGGGAGUGCAGCCAUGGAAAGGGGAAGCGCUUCUGUAGGAACAGAGGAAGCGUGUGCCCCAUUCUUCUGGGACUCCCAAAUCCAUCCUCUGGUGCCUUGGCCAGUGCCUGCCUGGUGGGAGCCCAUCCUGCUCAGCUGCAGCAUCCUUGGGCUGAUGUGCUGCCCGGGGUGUCCUGGGCAGGGGGUUGGGGUGUCGAGGGGUAUGAGUGCUGUGUGUGCAUGUGUGUGUAUGUAUAGAUCUACAAAUAUAUAUAUAUAUAUAUAUAUAUAUAUAUACACACACACAUAUAUAUAUAUGUAUGUAUAUAAAAUCCCCUUGUCCCUGGAGAGGGGCAUUUACUGCUGCUGCUGCUGCUGCUGUGCGCAUUGUUCAAGUUGGGCUUUCCUAUUUGCCCACCUUUUCCAAACCGGCCUGUAAAAUCACCAGUAUACGUAGUUCAAAGAGGAGCCUUUCUGACUUUUGUAUCUAAUAUAUUUUUUAAAAAGUAUAUAUAAAGACAACAGUGAAUUUACAAUAAUAAAAGUGAAAAUCAGCCA
Messenger RNA from Parus major (Great Tit), 2547 nucleotides. It is a transcript of the gene TMEM150A, whose product is annotated as transmembrane protein 150A. The record is from RefSeq and is a predicted model, not a curated record. The transcript is spliced from 7 exons. Lineage: Eukaryota; Metazoa; Chordata; Aves; Passeriformes; Paridae. The coding region runs from base 159 to 1046 and encodes 295 amino acids.